AUGCACACAUCUCCCAUGCUGAUCUCUGCCGCCACCAUGAGCAACAUGACGGUGCUUGACGCUGCUGACCCCUUUGACCUUGACAUGACCUCCUCCGAGGCCAUCUACCCCAUCAGCUUCCAGGUUUCUCUGACGGGCUUCUUGCUGUUGGAGAUAGUUUUGGGUCUGAGCUCGAACCUCACUGUGCUGGUCCUCUACUGUAUGAAACAGAACCUCAUCAGCUCCGUUUCCAACAUCAUCACCAUGAACCUGCACGUGGUGGAUGUGUUGGUAUGUGUAUGCUGCAUCCCGCUCACAGCCGUGGUGGUGCUACUUCCUCUGGAGGCAGACACAGCCAUGGUAUGCUGUUUCCACGAAGCCUGCGUCUCCUUUGCAAGCGUAGCUACUGCUGCUAACGUCCUGGCCAUCACCGUGGACCGCUACGACAUCUCAGUGCGGCCAGCCAACCGUGUGCUUACAAUGGGCCGAGCUGUGGCUCUGCUGGGAUCUAUUUGGGCUUUAUCCUUUUUCAGUUUCCUGGUCCCCUUCAUGGAAGUAGGCUUCUUCAUCAACUCUGGUUCAGACCUCGUGAACCAGACGGCUGUGGUUACAGUGGCUCAUACAAAUGAGUACUACACAGAGUUGGGUUUGUACUAUCACCUGCUAGCACAGAUCCCUAUAUUCUUCUUCACAGCUAUGGUCAUGCUGGUGACUUACUACAAGAUUCUUCAGGCGCUUAAUAUUCGCAUUGGAACGCGCUUUCAGCACAACCUGCCAAAAAAGAAGCAAAAGAGUAAAAACACUAUCUCUUUGAGCACUGCGACACAAGCGGAGUCGACUGACGCGUCACAGGUCAGCACUGGAGUCAGGGCAGGUGGGAGCGCACCUUUGGGCAUGCGGGCUUCAGUGUCCGUCAUUAUCGCUCUACGAAGAGCGGUAAAGCGUCAUCGGGAAAGACGGGAGAGACAGAAACGGGUCUUCAGGAUGUCUCUUCUCAUCAUCUCCACGUUCCUGCUCUGCUGGACUCCAAUAACUGUGCUCAACACCAUCAUCCUCAGCACUGGGCCCAGUGAUUUGACUGUCCGCCUCCGCUUGGGCUUCCUGGUGAUGGCCUACGGGACCACCAUCUUUCACCCGCUCCUCUACGCCUUCACCCGGCAGAAGUUCCAAAAGGUUUUAAAGAGCAAGAUGAAGAAGAGGGUGGUGUCUGUAGUCGAGGCUGACCCUACGCCGAACAAUGUGGUCAUUCAUAACUCAUGGAUCGACCCCAGGCGAAACAAGAAGGUCACCUUCGAGGACACGGAAGCCAGACAAAAAUGUCUGUGCUCACAGGAUGCAGAGAACUAA
Molecule: messenger RNA, 1326 nt
Organism: Toxotes jaculatrix (banded archerfish)
Lineage: Eukaryota; Metazoa; Chordata; Actinopteri; Toxotidae
Product: G-protein coupled receptor 22-like
Exons: 3
Coding region: 1-1326 (441 amino acids)
Biological process (GO): G protein-coupled receptor signaling pathway
Cellular component (GO): membrane
Molecular function (GO): peptide binding; G protein-coupled receptor activity
Source: RefSeq, a predicted model, not a curated record